Molecule: messenger RNA, 969 nt
Organism: Exophiala bonariae
Lineage: Eukaryota; Fungi; Ascomycota; Eurotiomycetes; Chaetothyriales; Herpotrichiellaceae
Exons: 2
Coding region: 1-969 (322 amino acids)
Biological process (GO): oxaloacetate metabolic process
Molecular function (GO): magnesium ion binding; catalytic activity
Source: RefSeq, a predicted model, not a curated record
AUGACUGCGGCAGCGGCAGCGGCGUCGAAGAACGUCCUGCGCAGGGCGAUGCUCUAUGUGCCCGGCUCCUCACAACGCUUCCUCGAUAAAUCGCGCGGCCUGACCGUCGACUGCGUGGCGUACGACCUCGAAGACAGCGUAACACCUGGCCGAAAAGCCGAAGCACGCACUCUCGUGCGAAAAGCACUGGACGAACCUAUACCUUCGGGCGUCAAAGAGCGCGCCGUGCGCAUCAACGCCGUCGGGUCGGGUCUCGCGCUCGCGGACCUCGAAGAGGUGGUGAAAUCGCCGAACCUCACCACGCUCGUGGUCCCGAAAGUCGAGAGCGCAAGCCACAUGACAUUCAUCAGCGACGUGCUGGCACACUCGCGCAGUAAAGAGUUUGCCGAGCAGCACGGGCCCAUAAGUGUGAUUGCGCUGAUUGAGUCGGCCAAGGCGCUCACGAAUCUCAAUGAGAUAUGUCGUGCCGCGCCGCAUUUGCUGCAGGGGCUGACGUUCGCAGCAGAGGAUUUCGCGCUGGAUAUGUCCAUCACGCGUUCGCCGAGCCUCACGGAAUUUCUGUACGCGAGGCAAAUGAUUGCGACGGCCGCGAGGGCAUACAAUUUGCCGAGCACGAUUGAUUUGGUCGCGACGGCGUUUCGCUCAGAGGCUGAUCAUGAGAUGUUGGAGAAUGAGUGUCUAGAGGGGAAGGGUAUGGGGUACAAUGGCAAGCAGUGUAUUCAUCCUUCGCAGGUCGCGACGGCGCAGAAGAUUUUUAGUCCGGGCCAGAAGGAGGUCGAGUGGGCAGUGCGGAUCACUAUCGCACAGAAACGCGCCGAGGAGCAGGGAAAAGGUGCAUGGGCCAUGGAUGGGAAGAUGAUUGAUGCUCCUGUUGAGGGGAAGGCCAGAGCGAUUGUUCAGAGGGCCGAGUUAUGUGGCUUUGACGUUAAAGCUCUGAGGGAGAAGUUUAAGGAUCAGCAGCCUGAGUAG